AACUUGAUCCACACAUGGGUUUGGUAAACUUGUUGUUCGAGAGAGAGAAGCCACCAACAGUACCGGUCCAGAGUUCGGCAACCGAACCCUCUUUUGGUGUUUUCUUAUUUGGUCUCUUUUCGCCUUUAAUGUAACCAACUCACCAUCCUAAAUUAACACAUGUCAUGUCAUGUAUGCACCUUUUCUUAGUUUUCACAUUUUCAUACACGUUGACUUUUCCUAAUUUCUUUUCUUUGAAUGUGAAAAAAAAGGUGAAACACCACCUUUUUUUCUCCAAUAUUUCUUUUUUUUCCGUCAACAUUGUUGACUCAAUUCCACCACAUGGAGACCUCUGAAUGGACCCCUUCAAAAGACUGGCGUUACCUGUUCAAAUGUAACCAAACAUUUUCCAUUAGUAACUCUUUGUAAUUAAAACAUGUAGUAGCAUGUAACCGAUUUUCUUAGACAGAUUAUAAAGAUUGUCAAAUUUCUCCAUAAGGGGUGGUAGUGAAUUGAAUUCAUCUAAACCCCUUCUUCUACAUUGUCCUCCAAUCCAUCCUCAGAAAUGCAACUUUUCAAUCUGCCUAGCAAGGCACAAUAUUAUUCCACCAAUAGUUUCAAGAGUCUCAUUAUAAUAUCAUGUUUUGGUUGCAUGAUUUAUCUUGUUUGUUCCAAUUUCCUUGCUCCAAAUAACACCAAUAACAAGCAUUUCCAUACCUCAAUUGCAUUACAAAAUGAUGAUGGAAAUUCACCAACCCAAACAAAUCUUGAUCAUGUUGUUUUUGGGAUUGCAUCAAAUGAGCUAUCAUGGUCCAAAAGAAAAGAAUAUGUUAAGCUUUGGUGGAAGCCUAAUAAAAUGAGGGGUUGUGUGUUUCUUGAAAAAAUGCCACUUUUUUCAUCAAAUUACACAAAUAAUGAAACUGAUCUACCUCCAAUUUGCAUUUCUGAGGAUACUUCUCAUUUCAAAUAUACACAUAAAGGUGGGACCUCUUCAGCUAUACGUGUGGCACGUGUCGUUUCGGAGACGGUGGCACUUAAUCAUUCUAAUGUCAGAUGGUUUGUGUUUGGUGAUGAUGAUACAAUUUUCUUCCCAGAAAAUUUGGUGAAGACACUUUCUAAAUAUGAUCAUGGCUUUUGGUACUACAUUGGGACAAAUUCAGAAAGUUUUAUGCAGAACAAGUUUUUUUCCUACGAAAUGGCUUUUGGUGGAGCUGGUUUUGCUAUAAGUUAUCCAUUGGCAAAAGUUCUGGCUAAAGUAUUUGAUUCUUGCAUAGAAAGAUACCCUCAUUUAUAUGGAAGUGAUGGUAGAAUUCAUGUCUGUUUGACAGAGCUUGGUGUUGGUUUAACUCGAGAGCCCGGGUUUCAUCAGAUGGAUUUUCAUGGCAAUGUGUUUGGAAUGUUGGCUGCACAUCCCCUUAGGCCAUUGGUAUCUAUGCAUCAUAUAGAGAAAAUUGAUCCUAUAUUCCCAAAUAUGACAACAGGGAAGGCUCUGGAGCAUUUGUACAAUGCAGCAAGCUUUGAUCCACAUCGGAUUUUGCAGCAAACAGUUUGCUAUGAUCGUUGGUUUUCUUGGACAGUGUCAGUGUCUUGGGGAUAUGCUGUUCAAGUGUUUAAUAAGAAUGUGCUUUUCCCAAAUGUUCAGCGCGUGCAAGAGAGCUACGCUCCCUGGAAAAGUAGUCAUUUGGGUGGAUUAUACGACUUAGAUACGAAGAAAUAUGCAUUUGAUCCAUGCCAAAGGCAGCUUGUCUAUUUCUUGGACAGUGUGUCUUCCGGCAUCAAUGGAACAGAGACUGUUUACACGAAAAAGACAUCUGAUAAAUGCAAAUUUGAUAUGAGUUCACCUAGAAGACUCGAAAAAAUCAGAGUGUUAUCAAACAAAUUAGUCCUUGACAAGAAACAGUUGCUAGCUCCAAGAAGGCAUUGCUGUGACGUGUUGUUACCUUCUGCAUCGGGCAACAUCAUGGAAAUAGGGAUAAGAGAAUGCAAGGAAGAUGAACUAAUUAACAUGGAGCAAUAGCACAACAUAUUCUUAAUUGACAUUCAGCAAGCAUAGGUACCACCAUUUGAUGGUUUCCCCAGUUGCCUGAUCUGAUCAGGCAAUCUCCAUCCCCAUGGAAUUUUGAAUCUGAAGAAGCCAUUAAUUGAAAAGAUUUGAGUAGCUAACAAGAUAUCAGCAGUUUUUUCGUGGCCGAAUCGUAUGUUUUCUGAACAUUUAAGAUCAAUGAUCAAAGAAGGUUCAGAGGCAGACAUAAUUGGGGAAGCUUUAGUUUUGUACAUGUAUUUACUUGGACUAGAUGUAUACUUCAGGAAGCUAGGCACUUCAAUGAAUCGGCAAACAUAUGAAGAAAACUUUGUAAUUUUGAGUUAACCAGGAAGAAAAAAGUCUCUAUUUCGGACUGAAACUUGUUCCAGAUUUUCUUUUUUGUUGUCUUUUAUGAUGAGUGCUAAAGGAAAUUUGACCUUUCUUUUGCAUGCCAUACACUCAUUUAGUAGGAAAUGAAGCAAUAAUCUGAUACUUAUGAUGGACUUUCUUAAGCU
Capsicum annuum is the source of this 2517-nucleotide messenger RNA. RefSeq lists its product as uncharacterized. The record is from RefSeq and is a predicted model, not a curated record. Lineage: Eukaryota; Viridiplantae; Streptophyta; Magnoliopsida; Solanales; Solanaceae. Gene Ontology annotation, molecular function: acetylglucosaminyltransferase activity. The transcript has 3 exons. Bases 545 to 1996 code for a protein of 483 amino acids.